AUUAAUAAAAGAACACCGAUGGCUUUCCUGGUAGAGCACCAGAUAUGCUAUUCUGUGACCCUUUGAUAUCACAGCCUUCAUCCGUUGAUCUAAACUCGAUAUUCUUAACAUUAAUACCGGAGAAGAUGAAUUCAAGAUUUUCCUCUAUCACCUUUUGUUCAUCAAAAGGCAUUUCCAGCUCCAAAGGAUCAAGAGACCUCUUUUCUUUAACUUCAUUAUUCAUCAUGGCUGCAAAUUUCAUUGCUUUCCCCAGAGAUUUCUUGUCUCUAAACUUAGCUUUCAUCUGCUGGAUGGGCUUCUCUUUCGGAUUCCAUUCGUCGUCGUACCCAAUCUCAAGCAAGGCUCUAAUAGCAGCUUGCUGCUCUUCUGGAUAAGUUUUAGCAUAGAAUACUAUACAGUUGUCAUAACUCUUUUGGUUGAUUUCCCCACUGGUGUUGGAUUGCCUUUGUUUCUGCUUCUGUUGCUGUCUGAACCCGGUCAUCUUGUCAUACAUCACAAUAAAGUCGUGUUUACAGAACUUAAUGAAGUUAAAGAUCUUCCCCUGGUUGAUAUCGUAAUCAGCAGUCCUCUCUGGCCACCUCGAGUUCACUAUCAGCUCUGGGCAUUCCCUGUGGUUCUCCGUCUUCAAGAUUGCUGGCAAAAACUCCUUUUGGUAGUAGUACUCACAGAAGUGAGGGAUUAUUGGUAAUACCAGUAACAGUUGGACUUCAAUGAAUUUCAACACUAAGUGUGGAUUUAAAUCAUUCUUUUUGAAUAACACAUAGUCGUCUCGAAUUCCUUGUAGUUCAUGGAAUCCGAAUUUAAGAGCAAGUUUAUACUUCAUUUCAUUGUACAUCUGAUAAGUACUUCCGAUAAUUCUGUUCAUCUCAUUUUCAAAGAACUUAUCAUACUUAUCGAAAUCUUCACCAUAUUUCUCCCAGUCAAUUUCUUCAAGAUUUAUCUUGUCAAUCUCUUCAGUGAUCCAAUUUCCAAGAACAAAUUGCUUCAUGAUUGAAGCAUUUGCUACCGCUUCUUGGAAGUUGCCAUCAUCAAGGGUAUCUCCAGCAUCAGCAAGGGCCAUUCUGGUUGCUGAUGAAGAAUAUUCCUUACAGGAUUCGAUGAUAGUCAAGAAGUUACCUUGACUCUUAGACAUUGGUUUGUUAUUUAAUGACAUAUAUCCAUUACAGAACAUGCUUCUUGGCAUCAUUUCUUUCUUCUCCCAAAUGGCAGCGUGGUUAUACAAGCACAUCACCAAAUGGUUUCCGAUCAAGUCUUUUCCUGAACAUCUCAAGUCCAUUGGGUACCAGUAGUUGAACUCGUUUUUCAGUAAUUCAAGCUUGUCUUGAGCAAUAGUACAUCCUUCUGGAUAUUCUCCAUCCAGGAAAAUGUAGCUCCACACAGCAUCGUUAAAAUCUUCAGGUUUAGCUCCGAGAGGUCCUGGAGUGCUUCCGUCCAUAACACCUCCCUGAAUCAAGUGAGCAACUGUGUAGUAGGCCAUGUAAAUAGUAGAGUCAGAGAGUGACUCGAUUACAUAUUGCUCAUCCCAUGGGACCUUGGUUCCGAGACCGAAAGUUCUUGAAAAUCCCCACUGCUUCAGCCACUCGAUGAUAUCUUCGAAUGACUUUUGUGUGGUCUUUGUAUAAGCAUUGAAGUUGUCAGAUGUUACAUGCUCCUUAAUAAAGUUCUUCCAAUCUUCUUCUCCAUAUUUCAAAAGCCAUUGGUCAACUUUAGCAACAAUGCAUUCAUCCUUACUUCUUGAGAUAACCUUCUUAUCAGGCUCGAAGUAAAUAAGAGCAUCUCCAGUCUCAACAAGCAUGUCCUUAACCUUAUCCUUUGCGACAGAGACCUUCUCUCCAAUGAAGUCUCCAUACGAAAAGACUCCUUGGUUAAAUCCCUUCUUAUACGCAAUAUCCUUGGCCUCUUCAAGUUUCUUUACAUCUUUCUGGCUUUUAAUUUUCAUUUUCUUGCACAAGUCCACAGCUAUCAUGCCUACUGUUUUCUUUGAGUCUUUUUCAGAAAUAUUAAUGAUUGGGAAUGGGUCAUAGUCCUUGACCCACUCUUCCUCAACCUUUAGCUUCUUUCGAACAUCAGCUUUGUUUUUGUACUCCAUCAAAGUGGCGUAAUCUGUUGGGGAGUCUGAUGGGACUGAAGUUACAACUCCAGUACCCUUGUUCAUUGAGAUGGUCAGCAAUGGAAGAGUGUAGAUCUUCUCAAAUUUUGAUAAUGGAGCUUUCAGUGGGGUUCCGAUCAACACAGAUCCCUUGACUUUGCCAACUUGUUCAUAUUUACCAAAUUCUUCAGUGAGAUCCUGAUAAGCCAUGUUCUUGGCGGCUCUCUCAGCCAUGAUGAAGUAUUGGUCACCUGGCAUCUUGAAUAUUCCAUAGUUUCCAUCUGGUAGCACAAAGCAGUUGGUCUGGCCAUACAUUGUUUCUGGUCUCAAUGUGGCUGCAAUCAAGAACAAGUCUUUGUCUUCAUAUUCUUUGAGUUCUUCUGGUAGCUCGAUGACUCUGAGUUUAACUGCGGUAUAUUCUUGUGGGACAGCACCUUCACCCUGAGAUCUAUCAUGAUCAGCACAAGGCUGUCCGUCAAGAACUGAGUACACAGCUGGUCUCUUACCGAAAACAACUUUGUCUCUGGCUUUCAACAAAUUGAAUUGCCAUUUAAUAAACGAAUCAUAGUAAGGAUUCUUAGGAGUGGUGAUGAAAGAUCUUCUCCAAUCAGUAUUUAGUCCAAGCACCUGAAGAUCAGCUCUUCCCUUAGGUGUAAAGUAGUCAAGCCAGUACUCAGGAUCUUCAAAAUUAUCAAUCUCGUCCUCUGGAACUCCCAUACUUUCAAGUAUAUGUCUUUGUGUCUUAAACCCUGGCUUGACCUUGCCUUCUGCUAUCAUUUGUUUCUCCAUGACCAGUCUUUUGGCAGCUGCUGCUAUUGGCAUCCCUGUGCAGUGAAAUGCAAAGGGGAAAAGGACUCUUUUACCUUUUAGUUUCUCAAACCUUGUGGCGAACUCGUUCUUUGAAGAAGAAAAUGCAUGGCCGAGGUGCAGCCUUCCGUUAGUAUACGGGUACGGAAAUGUACUAAAGAAUUUCCCUUCCUGCGCACCUCCCACUGGAGCGUCAGCUUCAUGAACCUUGGCUUCAUCCCACUUGGCUUGAACCCUCCGUUCAAUCCCAAGCAAGAAAUCUCUACGUGUAUGACCUCUGUUCGUUGAGAAAUCUAAACUAGGAAUAAGAGUUACACUUCUCGUCCUGAAUGCAAAGUUAGAUAACAUUUUUAAUGUG
Molecule: messenger RNA, 3254 nt
Organism: Moneuplotes crassus
Lineage: Eukaryota; Ciliophora; Spirotrichea; Euplotida; Euplotidae
Source: the annotation of a GenBank genome assembly